This is a messenger RNA of Adineta steineri, 1749 nucleotides long. The record is from the annotation of a GenBank genome assembly. Lineage: Eukaryota; Metazoa; Rotifera; Eurotatoria; Adinetida; Adinetidae.
AUGCCUAAACCGAGUCGAUCAGCAUUUUAUUUUUAUGCUCUUGAAUAUCAACGUCGUUAUCAACGUAAUAAUGGUAAUCGAAUGAGUAUCAAUGAUGCUAUAGCAGCAUGUUAUGAUGAAUGGAAAUUAUUAUCUGAUGACGAAAAACAUCCAUAUAAAGUUUUAUAUGAAGAAUGGCGUAUACAAUAUCGUUUAGAUCCUGAAUCAGCUACGAAUUCUACACAACGUUAUUUACAAACAAAAAAAUCUUCUAAACAAGAAAAACAAAAUGAAAAAAUUCUUAGUGAACGUGAUAUACCAUGUGAAGAAUUAAAGAUUCAUUAUGAUCGUUUUAGUUUAGAAAGAGAUUAUUUAGCAUUUGAAUAUUUACCAUUAGAUAUAAAUGAAUUAUUAACAAUGCCAAUCUAUAUAAUAAAUUUUCAAAUAUUUUGUAAAAUUGAUGAAGAAGAUGGAGGACAAUAUGUACCAGCUGAAAUGUGUAUUCUUCGUUAUACAUUAGCUGAAGGAGCAACUAUAUUUCGACAAACAUUUAUCAAACCUGAUAAAAUUCCACCAGGUUAUAUGUCGGCAUGUUUAGAACAUUUAAAAUCAUCACAUGAAAUACCAUUAAAAGAUUUUGCUGAAGCAACAGAUAAUUAUAAAUUGAUUUUUCAACAAUUAAAAUCGAUUUUAAUACCAACUGUUAUUAAUAAAACAAAUAAUGUACUUGAUGAUGAUCGUACUCGUCGUCGAUAUCAUCGUUUAACUCAACCAUGUGUAUUUUUUCCAGCUGUCGAAUAUGAACAAACAAGUAGAUUAAUAGAUUGGUUACAAGAAAAAGCUGAAGGAGUUAAACCAAAUAAAGAUACACGUCUCGUUAGUUUUGCAAGUAUUGAAUCAUUAAUAAUGCUUUUAGUUGAAUUAAAAAAACAACGUGUAUCACGUGAUGAUAUACAUAAAACAUUUGAAAAUGCUGCUUAUUCAUUUAUGAUUGAAGAACGUUGUAAUUAUCAUUCAAAAAUAGGUAUUAGUCAUUGUUCAGUUGCACGUUGUUAUGCAUCUGCAAAACUUAUAUCGGCUUAUUUAAAUCAAUUAUAUGUACCAGAAAGACCAGCAUCAAUAAUGAUGAGUAGUAAACGAUCACAAAGUUCAUUUAUGAUGAAUUCCGAUGCAUCAUCAGUUGCUUCAAUGAAUCGUCUUUCAAAUCAUUUACAACAAUCGUCAGUAGUUAGACCUUCAACAACAUCUCAAAUAAUUUCAAGUCAACAUUCUACAACUGGUACAAGUGAUUCAAUUGCUUCAUGCUAUCGUCCACCUGAUCAACGGAAACCACAAUCUCAAUCAAGACCUGCAUUUAUUCAAUCAUCUAGUCGUUCAUCAUCAGCAAAAUAUCCAUAUCAAUCUCAACAACAAUCGGAUCAACAAAAUCAACCUGUAUCGGAUGAACUUAUUCAUCAUCCAACGAUCAUUAAACUACAACAACAAAAUUUUCAUCGUUUAUUAUCGAGUGCUGAAUCUACAACCUCUUCAUUAUCGGCUAUUAAACAACAGCAACAACAACAAAUCUUUCCAAUUAAUCCUGCUACAGAUGAUGAUCAAACAACUUAUUUUAGUUCAACUACAACAACAACAACAACAACAACAAAUAAUCCAAUACAACCUUUAAAACAAAUGCCUAAUAAUCAACGCGUUGUUUUACAUCAACGUAAACAAGCAUUAAUGAAAGCUAUUCAGAGUAUUAAUAAACAAAUGGAAGCGUUAGAUAUAUAG